GGUCGUGUGGCAUAAGAUUGGAAAAUUUUCACCUGUAGUCUAAUAAUUUGAACGUAUUUAGGAUGUCUUCCAAAGUUGUUAUAAUCGCAAGAAAAUAUGUUUGCUUCACUUUCUACGCAUUUGAAGUUUAAUCCAGGUUCUAUGAAUGCAAUUAUGGCUGUUUGAGAAGGCAUCUCAAUAUGGUUGCCCUAUAAUGGGCAUCCAUUAGUUUGGCUGGUAUCCAGCUAUCACAUAUCCAGGUUACCAGGUUGCUUGAAACCGUACUAGUGUUGGCAAGGUUACCUGUUGAAAAGAUUUUAUGAAGACACCUGCAGAAUGCCUGGAUAUGAACCCGAGUGUGGGCCAAAAUGCCGGUCACGGAAGCAUGCACUGGAGUUCCUCUGUGCAAUUACGAAGGGUACCUUACAGGAGGUUCAGGCCUACAGUAAGAUGUGUUACUCGGCCACUCAGUUUAGUGACAGUUACGGACGCUGGCCACUUCAUGUUGCUGCAGCCUGUGGUAAAAUGGACAUUGUGGAAUGGUUGUUAAAUGAAAAACAUGGAGACCUCACAUCCAAGGACAUGGAGUCGAGCUGGACAGCGUUACAUAGGGCUGCAUUUUAUGGUCAUCUCUCCACGAUGCGACUCCUUAUUCAGUACAACAGUGACAUGUACACCAGAGAUAAUGAGGGACUAGGGCCUCUCGACCUGCUGUCUAAAGAUCGACCAGAUUAUGUUUCCUUUUCAUCGACAGAUCCAACUGAAACUUUUACAUGGGGAGAUAACUCCAACAUUACUCUCGGACAUUCUAGUGAAAACCGUCGAUCCUACCCAGAAGUUGUGGAAGUUUUCAGAAAGCAAAAUAUCACUAUAAAAAAUGUGGUCCUAUGUAAGUAUCACACCAUGUUCCUGUCAUCAGUUGGUCUGGUCUACACAUGUGGACACGGCCAGGGAGGCCGCCUCGGCCAUGGUGAUGAGGAGACUUGUGUUGUGCCAAAACUUGUAGAAGCCAUCAAGGAUGAAGUUUGUAUACAAGUAACAGCAGGGCAAGAUCACAGUGUCUUCCUGAUGCAAAGUGGUGUUGUGUACACUUGUGGAAUGAAUGAUAGCCAUCAGUUAGGACAGUUCCCCAUGCCUUCAACAGGGAAAAGUUUGAUUCCCAAGCAGGUAACCACAAAGAGUCACAAAAGUAAGAAGGUACAGAGUGUUUGUGCCGGUCGCUUCCACACAGCCAUGCUCACCUCAGAUUCUGUCUUCACUUUUGGACUUAAUGCUGGACAACUUGGUCAUUCCAAAGGCACAGAAAAGCAGAGCCAGCCCAGACAAGUGGCUGCCCUCAAUCACAGUGACAUGGUGAUAAGCCUGGCAGCAAGUUCAGAUGCUGCCAUAGUUAUUCUGACAGGCAAAGGGGACUUGUAUGUCUUACACGAGUACCAGUGUAGGAAAAUAGCAUCAAAGUUACAGGAGGUCACAAAAUUGUUGGUGUCCGGAGGAAACCUUGACCACAACACUGAUUUAGACAUCAUCCAUGAGAAAGGGGGAUCAGAGUUGAUGGUUGUUCUGCUUAGUGAAUCUGGCUCAGUGAUGAUAUGGCGCGCAUCACUGCCCAAGCUGAGACAAUGUCAGUGGUGUAUACGUCGUCAACUCAUCAUUAUGGACAUGAGUCUCAGUAGAUCUACAAUAGGGAUCAUCACGGAGAAAGGCGAGGGUUUUCUGGGGACCAUUGCCGCAGCAAAACCCAACAGUUCUAAAGAUGCCAGCCAUCAGCAUACCAAAAUUAAAGGUGAGCGAGGCCGUAGCCAUGGUGACCACCGUCCUGAUGAAUUUGGCAUGAGCCUUCUAGACCUGAUGCUGAAAGAUGGAGAUGAGGAGGUCCAAGUCCACAGAAUUCCUCACAUUCAUCGUGGCCUCACCAUACAAAGUGACAUCAAGGGACGUAACUACGCUGUACAGCAGGCACAAGUCAAUCUAUGUAUCACAGAUGUCCCUUGUGUCAGCUCCUCAACAUUUACCGAGGACUUUGCUCAACUUCUGGAGGAAGCAGAUGAAUAUGAUGUGAUACACGACAUUGUUAUACAGGCUGGCGGACACACCUGGCCAGCUCAUAAAUACAUCUUACUCAGCAGGAGUGAUUACUUCAACAAGUUAAUGGCCGAGUCCAAGAAGAAAGAUUCACUGACUGACCAUCAGGUCAUUCAGAUCCAUGACAUCCACCCUGAAAUAUUUGAGCAAUUACUGAACUUCCUGUACACGGACACCUGUAGCCUCCUUAUCCCCGGAACCAAGUUUGACCUGAGUCCAUGGACUGCCCCACUCCAGGGUCAGGGGGAUGGGUUUGAUAAGAAUGAGGUGGAGAAUAGGAACAGUCCUGACAUUUUCUUCUCCAAAUCUGAGAAGGAGUUAUCAGCAUUUGAGGUUCACCAGAAGAGGAAAAGUGCCAGUAAGGAGAUUAAAGAUCAUGGCAACAAAGCCAAAACAAAGAACCCAGUAAAAAUGUUGAUGGAUGCUGCCAGGAAGUUUGGAGUCAAAGGAUUGGGGAAGAGGCUGGAGACGGUGAAGUAUGUGAAUGGAGGAAUUGAGCUAGCCAAGAAACAUUCCACUAUACCAAAGAUGAAGUUUGACAGACACAAGCUGCGUGACCUGUAUGAUGUUGGGAUCCAAUCAGACAAAAAUACAGUGAUCCACUGUCACAAGUGUGUAUUGGUAGCCCGACUGGAGUAUUUCCACAGCAUGCUUGGUAGUGGCUGGGUUGAGACAUCCAACACAUCUCCUCUCUCUCUACCUGUUCCUGGAAACAUACUGGAGAUCCUUAUAGAUUUCCUAUACACAGACUCAUCACUAGUAGUGGAAGAGUGUGUAAAUGCAGAGUUCCUGUGUAACAUCCUGGUAUCAGCUGACCAGCUGUUGAUUACAAGACUAAAAGAGAUGUGUGAGGUGUCCAUUGCCACACUGGUUAACCUGAAGAACGUGUCAGAGAUCCUGGAGUUUGCCUUUGUGUACAAUGCUCAGCAGCUACAGUCUGCAUGUCAGGAAUUCAUCGUCAUCAACCUGGCAGCCAUGUUUGAGGGCAGACACCUUGAUGUUCUCAGUGAUGAUGUAUUGGCGCAUCUCACCACCUACUACCAUAACAAGACCAAGGCUAUGUCCCGGCGAAUCGUUACACCAUACUUUGAUGGCCCUAGUAAGGAUUUCCUGGAAACCCUGGCAGCAGAAAUGGACAGGGAAGGCCCUAUACUGACUAGCGAGGGCAGUCAAAAGAAAAACAAGUCAAAAAAGAGAAGAAGCCGUCAGAAAAGCUUAAGUGAAGAUUUGGAAAAGUCAGCACAGAUCAGAUCACAAAAACGUGACCGACAGAUAUCAGUGAGCUCAGAUCAUAGUGUAAAGUCAGAGGAAGAAAGCUUAGAUAACAUCCUCAACUUACUGGCCACCAGUCCUGGUAGUACUGAACCACUACAGAGUCCAGUAGUCGAAAACCUUUCUGAAAAACAGGUGAAUGAAAUGAAAUUACCAAAUGAUGAUGUACCAAAACGGAAGAAUAAAUCCAAAUUCAAGAGUACCCAGAAACCAUUAACGAUCAGUCUGACCUCAAGGUCACAUGAUCCCUCACCUGUGACCUCAACAACCUCUAUGACUUCCCCUACGACAGAACAUCCAGUGUCAGUUGCCUGGCAGAAAUCUCCAACACCACAGAAAUCUCCUGUUCCACAGAAAUUCAGCAGCCCCACUAUCCAGUCUGCUUCAACAGUGGAUGUCUCAAUCCCCAGGGUCCCCAGUUCAGCAUUCAGUUUACGCGAAAUAAUGGAGGAAGAAAAUAAGAGGAUUAAAAGUCCAAUGAAGAGCAGUUCCAAGUUUUCCUGGAAGGAAGCCAAGAAACAGCAGAAAGCUGUAGCAGUUGGUCCUAGUAGUCAGUCAAUAAAGGGAGAUCACCCAACAGAGCUCACAACCUCACCAACACCCAACAAACCAACAUGUCCAUGGGGUGAUGUAAACACUACGGUAAAAUCCUUCAGAGAUUUAAUGUCUGAGGACAGUUGUAAUGCAGUUAAAAAGUCCUCAGCACCAAAGCAGACCAUCCACACAACCCAUGCAGUGCACAAAGGAUCAAAACAAAAACCCACGGUCAGUUGGGGAAUACCAACAAGUCGUGUCCGAGAUGAGGGUUCGCUGAGUGAGCCUACAGAGGAAGAGCCUCCGAGUCCCAGGAGCCAGGAAAACCCCUGGACUAAAAAGGUCAUUGCCAGCCCCUCCCCCAAAGAUUCUGUGAGUUUCACAGACAUAGUCAAGGAUGAGCAACAGAGAACUGAGACCCUGGCUAAGGCAGCAAAGAAGCCCCUCAGCUUAAUCCAGAUGGAGGAACAAGCCAUACAGGAACUGUUAGUUUACUACAAAGCUGCUGACAUCUUAGAUGAACAGAUUACAGUUGAAAGGGUUGUGCAGGAGAUGGCAACACCUUUGUGGAAAAAGUCAUAACAGCAAUUAUCUUAAAUGUUUCAUACUGCUUAUCAGUGAUAUAAAAACUAUCAUAAGAUAACCUUUAGCUAUGUGACUAAACACAGGAACAGUUGAACUGGAUAGACACUUCAGUCAUGUUAAAUGUACUGGUUAAAGACAUAAAUAAAUACAUGUGUAUAAUUACACCAAUAUAUUGGAAAGGGUAUAUAGUUCCUGAGAGAGUUAAACUGGUGUAGGAAUACAUUGGGAUAUUGGGUUCAUUGUGACAUAAAGGAUCACAUAUAUUAAUUGAUCCAUUCACAUCGUGACAGCUUUGUGUAAUUAUAAGCCUUUGAAUUAAUCCUGAUCUUAAAAAAUAUUGUGCAGAGAAAAUUAUUCCAAUAUGUUUUACAUGCCUAUGCUUGUAUUUAAACCCUGUGUUCCCAUGUAUGUAGUAGGUACAGCAACAACUCACUCCAUCCUUUGAGAUCUGGUGCUUAAUGGGGGUUUAUUUGUCUGAUGAAAUGUAAUACAUCAAUUAACUCGAUUCCUGUUAAUUUGUAAUACUUAUCUGUAGUUUGAUUGGGUUUUAGAUUAUAUAAUUACUAGCUUUUAUUUGUUGAUGUGUUUUAGCAUCAUAUGUGUGAGGAUUCCUGUUCAUGAUGGUGUGUUGGUGUGAAUGGAUCCUUUUAGGAGAUGUGUGUUGGUGUAAAUGGAUCUGUUUUUGAUGGUGUGUGUUGGUGUAAAUGGAUCUGUUUUUGAUGGUGUGUGUUGGUGUAAAUGGAUCUCUGUUUUUGAUGGUGUGUUGGUGUAAAUGGAUCUGUUUUUGAUGGUGUGUGUUGGUGUAAAUGGAUCUCUAGUGUAAAUCGAUCUGUUUUUGAUGGUUUGUUGGUGUAAAUGGAUCUCUGUUUUUGAUGGUGUGUUGGUGUAAAUGGAUCUCUGUUUUUGAUGGUGUGUGUCUGUGUCAUGUGUGUAUGAUGUUACCGGCUUUUAGAGUUGGGGAUUUGUGAAGGGUAGGUAUAACAUGGAAGCCUAUACAAUGUAUCUGUAGAGAAAGUGCUAUGUAUAUAAGCUAUACCUGCAGGUGUUCAAUGCUGACCUAGUGCUAUUGUAAAAAAAGUUGUACAAACUAUUUAAAAAUAAUGUCAUAACACUCAUCUAAGUGGGUUCUGAUACAUUGUGAAAUGUGAAAUGUUGUUUAACAUGUUUGUUUGUUUUUUUUGUUGAUAUUAUUUUACACAAUAUUUACUGAUUGAAAAUGAUGAUUCAGACUUAUUUAUUAUACAUUUUCUUUGUUUGUAUUGUUGUUUAUGUUAGUGAUUACCUCCCUUGUUUUGGAUCAUCGUCUCUUUGCGCAUUCAAUGGUGCUGUUGAAGACACAUUUUAUAUGACAGGGUGAUUAAAUGUGGUGUUCGGACAGCUGAAGCUAGCCAUCCGUUGGGUUCACUUACAGAACUUUAGAAUUUAUAUGUUCCUAGUUUAACCACAUAUAAAGAUUUAAUAAGCUUAAUUUGUCUGUAUAAAAUACAUGAAGGGAUGAAACUCUUUAAUACUUGUGAUAAUAAGGGCUUGUUCAUUUAUGCGGACAAACCGGUUCAUCAGUUUUUGAAUGCAAUAUUUCAAACAUAUAUCUUAACGAACCUGUAAAUGUUAAUAUAGGCAAUAUAAGUCUUUGUCAGGGCUCGUCUGAAAACAAUAUAAAAUCACCAGGUUCAUGUUCAUUUCAUAAACGAGCAACACGUGUCCAGCUGGUCCAACCGCAAAAAAACCCCGAAAACGGCCCAUGUUAAAUUGAUUGUUUCUUUUUAGUUAUAUACAUACAGUCAGAUAAAGAAAUGAAAGGUGUGCACCAUUGUCACCUCAUGUUUAACACUCUAGUCUUACCAAAACAGAUUAACCAUCAAAGUCUGAUAGCAGCCAUUACUGUAUAUAAAUGUUGUCGUGCUACAAUAACUGUUUAAUGCCGUCACCUAUGAAUAUUCCUAUAAAUAGUAACAGUAAAUGUUGAGCUAUGAAUAUUCCUUUGUAUCAACAGUAAAUGUCAAGCUAAGAUGAAAUAUAGGCAGGUGGUAAUGAAUGUUGAAAGACUAGGAUAAAAUGCAAUUCAUUAUUAGUCCUAUACAAUGAAACCGGCAGGGAAUAUAGGUUUUCUCCCCGUCCAUCAGUCUGUCCAUCUCUGUCCAUCUGUCGGUCAGUCCACUCAGUUUGCAUUUUUCUCAUCCAUGCUUAAAGGCAUGUUGGUGAAAGUUGGUAUGUAUCUUCAGGACGAGUAGCUACAGAUGAAGUUACUGUCGCUGUUACUAUUUUUAGCGGGGGUCGUUAGGGGACAUCACUGUUACUAUUUUUAGCGGGGGUCGUUAGGGGACAUCACUGUUACUAUUUUUAGCGGGGGUCAGUAGGGGGACAUCACUGUUACUAUUUUUAGCCAGGGUCGGUAGGGGGACAUCACUGUUACUAUUUUUAGCAGGAGUCGGUACAUGUAGGCAAUACCCAGUGUGCUUGUUACAAUUUAAGAUCCAUGUUUACAAUUUGUCAUCAAGGUUAGGAUUAUUAAUACAUUUUAAAAGUUUGAAUUAAAUAUUUGUUCCAUAUUUACUGUUGCUUUGUAUUAAACGAGACAUCCAGUUGACCCUUGAUUUUUAGCAAUAUUAGAAGUCAAAUCACUAUUUCUGAGAUCUGAAGGUCCAAACCAAAAGUCAGAUAGAAAUGUUGAUUUUGGGAAAUAAAGAACACUCUAGGCUCUACUCAGUGCCCUCUUAAGAAAAACUUUUAUAAGUAAAGUGCUGGCUGUAGCAGGCCCAGUGGUGAUUCCAUUGUCCAACUCUACUUUGUUGAUCUACCCGAGGACAGGCCUACUACAAUGUGGCUGUUUACUUUUAUGAAGCUGUUUGUGUUAUGGUUUUGUCCUUUGUUAUUCAGUCCUUCUGGUGUGAUGUCUCUUAAUAUGUUGUUAGUACUUUUAUAUCUAAUGCUGAACUGAGAAAGAAAUACAUUGAAUUCCAUGUAAUAACAUCCCUGUAUAAAUUAACCUCCAUGCUCUCUCUAUAGUGUAAUUCACCACCACCAGCUCUCACUUGGUCACCCUCCUACAGAAUCAUUAUAGGAUUGUUUUACACUGUAAUUAAUUACUCUUCAAUGAUUGUUAAAUAUUUUCCUUUAAUAGUAUUAUUUUUUCAUUGUCUUUUAUGUAUAUGUCAUGGAAAAACUCUUGCAGGUGAAAACUGUUUCUAAUAAAACAUAAUUGAUUACUUUGCUGUUGAAGAAGUAAUGAAUUGUGUAAGUUAUGAACAUUUGUUGAAGCAUUAUAUUCUUCCCCUCAAGUAUACAAUGUAUACAGUCCUGUGAUUUACUGAUUAAAAUAUGAUUAAACACCAUA
Molecule: messenger RNA, 7786 nt
Organism: Pecten maximus
Lineage: Eukaryota; Metazoa; Mollusca; Bivalvia; Pectinida; Pectinidae
Product: inhibitor of Bruton tyrosine kinase-like
Exons: 26
Coding region: 316-4449 (1377 amino acids)
Molecular function (GO): protein binding
Source: RefSeq, a predicted model, not a curated record